Molecule: messenger RNA, 4567 nt
Organism: Hyla sarda
Lineage: Eukaryota; Metazoa; Chordata; Amphibia; Anura; Hylidae
Gene: SRBD1
Product: S1 RNA binding domain 1
Exons: 23
Coding region: 242-3316 (1024 amino acids)
Biological process (GO): nucleobase-containing compound metabolic process; translation
Molecular function (GO): structural constituent of ribosome; mRNA binding
Source: RefSeq, a predicted model, not a curated record
CAUAACAUGUGAUGCCAAAAUCAGUGGAUUGCGCCUUUUUUUUACGCCUUCUCUAGACACAAAAAACUGUCUAAAGACUGUGACUAUCAGUGUGUAUGGCCCAUAGACAUAAACAUGCACUGUUUCCAUAGUAAAAGUGUAUACAAGAGCCAUACAAAAGGAUCCGAUUUAAAACCACCUACACCCAGUGAGGUUAGGCCUGAAAAUAUCCACUACUUACUGGGCAGAAUAAAGUAGAAAGAUGUCUAGAUUACCCAGAAAAGCAAGAUCGACCGCUGCGGCCCCUAAACAGGAGCUGUCCUUUCUGAGCGGAAUGUCGGAUUCAGAAGAAGAGUCUAAAGAUGAGGAUGAAUGGAUGCCAGAGGAAAAAGCUUCUAAAAAGCAAACUGCAGCCACCAAGACAGCUGUAAAGAAGACUGCAGCAAAACCUAAAACUGCAGCCAAACCUAAAACUGCAGCCAAACCUAAAAAGACUGCUGCUCCCCGUGAACCAAGAAAGCGGAAGGCAGAUCCCAAGCUGCUUCCAGUAAAGACAGAACGGAGAAGUGUUGGCAUUGAGGAUUUUCCUUCUACUAGUGACCUGAACAAGGGAGUAAAGGUUAAUGAGUUUCCCACUAAGAUGGGGCAAGAAGAUGAUGUCCCAUAUGGUUCUCCUCCAGUUAAGAAACUGAAGACCUCUUCUUCUCCUGCUGGCACUGACAUGAACUGGAACAUAGUUGAGCAGAAGGCAGAUACCAAGCUAUUUCCAGUAAAGACAGAACGGAGAAGUGUUGGCAUCGAGGAUUUUCCUUCUACUAGCAACCUGAACACGGGACUAAAAGUUAAAAAUGAGUUUUCUCCCAAGGUGGUGGAAGAAGAGCCGCCGGAUGAUUUCACAUUUGGUGCUCCUCCGGUUAAGAAACUGAAGACGUCUUCUGGUCCUGCUGGGAAGGUGCUAAAGAGCUCCGGCUCUGAUGUCACUGACAUGAACUGGAACAUAGUUGAGGUAUUAUCAGAGAGAACAAAUAUUGAAUCCUGGAUAUGCAACAACAUCAUCCAGCUUUUCCAGGAUGAGAACACCAUACCUUUCAUUGCCCGCUACAGGAAGGAGCUUAUAAACAAUCUGGAUGCAGACGCCCUGAGAGAAGUGCAGCAAACCUUACAGGAAUUGCGGUCUGUGGAAAAGAAAGCUCACACCCUGGUAGAAAAACUAAAGAAAGAAGGGAAACUGAACUCCACUUUACACACGGCCAUGCUGAACUGCAGGUCCAUGGAUGAAUUGGAGCAUGUGUACACACCUUACAAAACAGGAAGCAAAGGCACCAAAGCCCAGAGAGCCCGACAGCUGGGACUGGAAGAUGCAGCCAAAGCUCUGAUUGAAACCCCACAACAACUAAACCUCCAUAUGUAUAUAAAACCAAAGACGGAAGGCCUGUCAACACUUCAGGAUAUUGAGAUGGGAGUGCAGCAUAUAUUAGCAGACAUGAUUGCCAAAGAUAAGGACUCACUGGAACACAUCAGAAAACUCUGCCAACAAAAUUACGUCACCCUCCAGUCCGCUCUGGCCAAAUCAACAGGAAAGGAGAAGGAAGGAACCGUGAAAGACGUCGACAAAUUCCAUUUAUAUCACAACUUUACCUGCAAUAUAAAUAGAAUCCAGCAUCAUCAGAUUCUGGCCAUUAACCGUGGGGAAAAUCUGAAAGUCCUGACAGUAAAGGUCAACGUUCCUGACAGGGUGAAGGAUGCUUUCUGUAGGUGGUGUGUGAAUGAAAGGUGGAGACCGAAGCAGUUUGCAAGACCUGAUUUGAUGAAGAUACUGCAUAACUCUGUAGAAGACUCCUACAAACGUCUUAUCUAUCCUCUUCUCUGUAGAGAGUACCGUUCAAAGUUGACAUCUGAUGCAGAGAAGGAAUCCAUCAUGAUGUUUGGGAGAAAUUUGCGUCAAUUGCUCCUUGCAAGUCCGGUGCGAGGGCGGAUUAUAAUGGGUGUUGAUCCUGGAUACAAGCAUGGCUGUAAACUGGCCAUCAUUUCCGCUACCAAUCAGAUUCUCCAUACAGAUGUUGUGUAUUUGCACACAGGACAUGGGCGCAGCAUGCAUGAAGCCGAGAAAAUUAAAAGACUUUUGCUGAAUUUUAACUGUUUUACGGUUGCUAUUGGAAACGGAACAGCGUGCAGGGAAACUGAAAGAUACUUUGCCGAUCUCAUUCAAAGAAAAUUUUUUGGACCUCUCAAUGUUGUCUAUUGCAUUACUAAUGAAGCAGGGGCCUCCAUCUACAGCGUAAGCCCAGAAGCUGCCAAGGAGAUGCCAGAUCUGGAUCCAAAUCUACGAAGUGCAGUUUCCAUAGCAAGACGUGUACAAGAUCCAUUAGCCGAGCUGGUGAAAAUUGAGCCCAAACACAUCGGCGUUGGAAUGUACCAGCAUGAUGUCUCGCAGGUGCUGCUGAAAGGCACCCUGGACAGCGUGGUAGAGGAGUGCGUCAGCUUCGUGGGAGUGGAUAUAAACAUCUGCUCCGAAACCCUGUUGAGGCAUAUAGCCGGAUUAAAUUCUGUUAGGGCCAAAAAUGUAAUUGAAUGGAGAGAGAAGAAUGGACCUUUUCUAAACAGAGAGCAGCUCAAGUGUGUCAAAGGGUUGGGUCCCAAGACCUUCCAGCAAUGUGCUGGUUUCAUAAGAAUCAAUCAGGAGUACGUCAGGAACUUGUUGAGGGACCAAUCAGAAAGCCAAGGUUCAGAUGUGAAGGUUACCCAAGCCACAGUAUCCAAACAAGGCAAGAAGACAGCAAAAUCUGCGCCUGGAGCUGCUGCCAAGCCAAACCCAUUGGAUCAAACAUGCAUUCAUCCCGAGUCGUACAACAUAGCAGUGAGAUUUCUGACACUUGUCGGUGGAAGUUCUGGUGAUAUAGGGAAUGAAAAAAUACAGAAGCAGAUUAAUGGAUACAUCCAACAACAUGGAAUUGAUAAAGUAGCUGAAAAAGUUAAAACAACAGUACUAACCCUACAGCUGAUCAUCGAUGGCCUCUGCCAGCCUGAAGGUUACGAUAUACGUACAGAAUUUGACAAAACAGAUUUUAAGACCAAUAUUGUGUGCCUUGAAGAUCUGAAGGUGGGGACCAUUCUAACCGGGAAAGUAGAAAACGCAACUUUGUUUGGAGUUUUUGUGGACAUUGGUGUGGGCAAAGCUGGACUAAUUCCAAUGCGAUAUAUAACAGAAGACAAACUCUCCAAGGAGAAGAGAAGGAGAAGUCUUGGACUGGGACCUGGAGAGAGGGUGGAAGUUAGAGUUAUAAAUAUUGACAUUAGACAGUCAAGGAUUACUCUGGAACUUUUACGUGUUUUAUAAAAAAGAAAAAAUUUGAUGCUUUAAGUUUAAGUGCUGUUAGGAGAAUUCCUGCUCUCCUGACUUGUAAAAUUCCUCCGUGACUUAAGAUUUGGAGCAGAAAUGCCAGUCAAGAAUAAACUAUGGCAGGAAACUUUGUUGUUUUUGUAACGCCAAGUUAUUUCCUCUCACAUCACCAUCUGAAAUGUCUUCUCCUUGUUUUAUACAUUCUGAAAUAUGUAGCAGAAAUGCCAAGACAGGGAGUUCUUUAACCAGGGUUUUUAGAUAUAGUUAUUAUUAUAAUUUUUUUAACCCACCAGAAACGGCCUCUAAACAUAGAAUAAAAAAUAAAAAGUUUUUUAAUAUUUUAAUUUGCUAAUAUUUGAUGAGACUCUGUUCACAUUCAGCUUCUUGUUUAUUGUUUGAAAUGUACAUUAGAAGAAUAUUAACCCCUUAAGGACCAGGCCUGUUUCAGUCUUUAGGAUUUUUGGCUACCGUUUUCUUCCUCCUCAAACUUUUUUUUUUUUUUUUCACUGAAUAGUUGUAUUUCGACUUAUUUUUUGUGGGAUAAGUUGUAAUUUUCACUUUUAUCAUGUACUAUGAAGCGAGAAAAAAAUAUUAAAUGUAGGUGCAAAAUUGAAAAAAAAAUUGGAAUUGCGCAGAUUUGUGGGCCAAUAAUUUUUUGGGGGUUCAGGAUACAGUUAAACGGACAUGCUAACUUUAUUCUGUGGAUCAGUAUGAUUCCAUUGAUACCAAACAUGGAGAAUUUAUUUUUCUUUUUAUGGUUAAAAAAAAGUAGACUUGGAAAAAAUAUAAAUCUGUUCAUUGCUGUUUUCUGACCCCUAGAACCUUUUUAUUUUUCCACCUAUUGAACUGUGUUGGGGUUAAAUUUUUUUGUGCACCAAGAGCUGUAGUUUUUAACUGUAUCACGUGUGCAGUUCUGGCUUUUUAAUCACUUUUUAUCAUUUUUUUUCUUGGAGGUGAUGUGACCAAAAAUCAGCAGUUUUGGCUUUUGGAAUAUUUUUUUUUACGUUUAGGCCGUUGAUCAUGCAGGAUCAGGAAUGUAUUAAUUUAUUCGUUGGGACAAUUACACAUUCGGUGAUACCAAACAUGUUUUUUAAGUGUUUUAUUUUAAAAAAUUAGGAAAAGGGGGAGGAUUUUUCAAAUAUUUUUUAUUAUUAUUAUAUAUAUAUUGUUUUCUUACACAUUUCAAAAUGUCAUGGGAAAUUUGAGAGUAGCAUUUUUAUGGAUAGGAAAUUCUCUGCUUAUUAGAAA